GCGCCGGCGCCGCAGCGCAUGGAGCAGCUAAACCAAAGAGCCUGGCAAACCCGGAAGUGCCUGCGGGCGGAGGCGGGCAGGGGCGGGGCCGGGGGCGGAGCCCGGCCUGCGGCGCCGCGGAGCCGGGAGUCACAGUGGCCGCGGCGGCCCGGGAGGCAGUAUCGGUGGCGGCACGGCGGCGACAUGGCCAUCAUCUCAGAGGAUGACUUUCAUCACAGCUCCAACUCCACCUACAGAACUGCAAGCAGCUCUCUCCGGGCUGACCAAGAAGCACUGCUCGAGAAGCUUCUGGACCACCCACCACCCAGCCUGCAGAGGCCUGAGGACCGCUUCAAUGCUGCUUACAUCGUCUUCUUCUGCUUGGGCAUUGGCAGCCUGCUGCCAUGGAACUUCUUUGUCACUGCCCAGGAGUACUGGCUAUUCAAACUCAGCAACUGCUCCAGCCAAGCCACGGGGGAGGAGCCUAAGGGCUCGGACAUCCUGAACUACUUUGAGAGCUACCUGGCUGUGGCCUCCACCGUGCCCUCCAUACUGUGCCUCGUGGUCAACUUCCUGCUUGUCAACAGGGUUCCGCUUCGUGUCCGCGUGCUGGCCUCGCUGACUGUCAUGCUGUCCAUCUUCGUGAUGAUGACGGUGCUGGUGAAGGUGGACACCUCCUCCUGGACCCGCAGCUUCUUUGCCCUCACCAUCAUCUGCAUGGCCAUCCUCAGCGGCACCUCCACCAUCUUCAGUAGCAGCGUCUUCGGCAUGACUGGCUCCUUCCCCAUGAGGAAUUCCCAGGCGCUGAUAUCAGGAGGAGCCAUGGGGGGCACCAUCAGUGCCGUGGCCUCACUGGUGGACCUGGCGGCGUCCAGCGACGUGACGGACAGCGCCCUGGCCUUCUUCCUGACGGCGGACGUCUUCCUGGCGCUCUGCAUCGGGCUCUACCUGCUGCUGCCGAGGUUGGACUACGCCAGGUACUACAUGAGGCCUGUUUGGCCAGCCGUGUUUUCUGGUGAAGAGCAGCCACCCCAGGACUCCCCCAGCCCCUCUUCGGGGGCCCCCAGAUCCAGCGACUCCUCGACACCACCCCUCCGCCCCAUCCUGAAGAAGACGGCCGGCCUGGGCUUCUGCAUCAUCUACCUCUUCUUUAUCACCAGCAUCAUCUUCCCCGCCAUCUCCACCAACAUCGAGUCCCUCGGCAAGGGCUCUGGCUCACCAUGGACCACCAAGUUCUUCGUCCCCCUCACCACCUUCCUCCUGUACAACUUUGCCGACCUGUGCGGCCGGCAGAUCACUGCCUGGAUCCAGAUGCCGGGGCCCAGAAGCAAGGUGCUCCCAGGGCUUGUGCUCCUCCGGACCUGCCUCGUCCCCCUCUUCGUGCUCUGCAACUACCAGCCCCGCGUCCACCUGCAGGUGGUGGUCUUCCAGUCCGACGUGUACCCGGUGCUCUUCACCUCCCUGCUGGGGCUCAGCAACGGCUACCUCAGCACCCUGGCUCUCAUUUACGGGCCCAAGAUCGUGCCCAGGGAGCUGGCCGAGGCCACAGGGGUGGUGAUGACCUUUUACCUGUGCUUGGGUCUGAUGCUCGGCUCAGCCUGCUCUGCCCUAAUUGUGCAUCUCAUCUAGGAGGGGCGAUGGCUGGACCUUGGUGCCAAGCGAUGCCCAGGAGCCUCGGCGAGAAGGGGAGGAAAUGCUGGGAGGGCCCAGGAGGCCAACAGGAAGGGCUGGAGUUGGCCCUGCCGAGCAUGCUUGGCCCUCGUCACUCCCAGGGACCCGGGACCAGGGCUAUUCCCAGGCCAAGCAGACAUUCUGGAAUGUCCUGUGAUGCUGGAAGAGCAAAGACACCUGAAUGAGGCACAGUUACAAGUUACACAGUCAGAGAGCUCCUCGCCCAUGGGUACAUUCCACCUGUCCUUCGUCCCUCCUGGGAACCGUGCUGUCAGUAUGUGGCUCUGAGUUGUUUACAGGGCAGGGCCAAGACCCUCUGCGUGGCCUCUGCCUCCUCCCAGCUGAUGGCAAGAUGUGUGAGACUCCUUAGCCCUCCGUACCCGGAGAGGGUCCCCCCUGGAACGGCCAGUCCUCAGGCCUGAGACCCAAGCCUGUGCAGAUCCCUUACUUUUGGUUACCAGCCAGACUGGGAACCCCAGGAAGACAGGCCCUCCAGGAGCCCUUCAUUCCCUGGACGUGGGCUCCACGCUGUACCCGGGACCAAGCAUGUCAAGCCUGGGUUUCAAACAGGGAUCCCUUUAAGUGGUCUGUGGUCUGAAUCAAGGCAGGGUUUAUCGUCUAUGUUUAUAUGUCAAGGCCAUUGGUUCAGGGGCCUAAUAAAUACCUGGGUACUUAAUGAAA
This is a messenger RNA of Sus scrofa (pig), 2331 nucleotides long. RefSeq names its product solute carrier family 29 member 3 (gene SLC29A3). The record is from RefSeq and is a predicted model, not a curated record. Gene Ontology annotation, molecular function: nucleoside transmembrane transporter activity. Gene Ontology annotation, cellular component: Golgi apparatus; plasma membrane. NCBI's taxonomy places the organism in Eukaryota, Metazoa, Chordata, Mammalia, Artiodactyla, Suidae. Gene Ontology annotation, biological process: nucleoside transmembrane transport.